GCUGCCGAGUGCCCUGAACGGCCUCCUGACGUGUGCAAGAACUGUAAACAAGAGGGUAGGUGCUUGGAGCAAUGUGGCUUUGAUAAAUAUAAGACUAACUUCCUCGACAGGCCACAGGACUAUGGAGUGCACGGAGAACCGCAAAUUCGAUUUAAACGGUAUUCCGGACAAGCUCCCCGAAGAGGCGUGGGCUGCAAUGAAGGCGGCUAGUGACGAUAAGGAUUUGGGAGAGUUUCGCGAGGCUUUCAAGGUCUACUCCAAGGCGGCUCCCCAGGCCACCCUUGUGGACAUCGAGAAGAAAAUGCGUGAAGAGGAUUUCAACAUUUACCUCAUCGCUAUGGAGAAACCGAUCGGCGAUAUUAUGUGCCUGAUUAGCCUUCAGGGUAAGCUGAACUGCAAGUAUGUGGUCGGCUUCUACUACAACCCGAAGCCACAGCGAGCGGCACUCCGUGAGCGUUGGCCCGCCUCUACCGAGGACAACCUGGCCCGUCUUGAGGACGCUGGUCUCCCUUACGAUCGUCAGAUCCCGAAAUGUAUCAACUGUGGUGAAAUGGGUCACAUUUCGCGCAGCUGCAAGGAAGAGCGUACUGAGCGCGAGCGAGUCGAGGUGAAGUGUGUCAACUGUAGUGCCGUCGGCCACCGUGCCCGUGACUGCCCCGAUCCGCGUCGCGAUAAGUUCGCUUGCCGUAACUGCGGGUCUCCCGAGCACAAGGCGUCGGAGUGCCCUAACCCUCGUACGGCCGAAGGAGUCGAAUGCCGACGCUGCAAUGAGACCGGACACUUUGCAAAGGAUUGUCCUCAGGCCAGUGCGCCCCGGACCUGCCGCAACUGUGGAUCGGAGGACCACAUGGCGAGAGACUGCGAUAAGCCGCGCGACGUUUCCACUGUGACGUGCCGCAACUGCGAUGAGGUCGGUCACUUCAGCACUGACUGCCCGAAGCCACGCGAUUAUUCCAGGGUCAAAUGCAACAACUGUGGUGAGAUGGGCCACACGAUACGCCGGUGCCCCGCCGAGAACUCGGAAGAGUCUGACUUGAUGGGCGGCACGGACAACUACAACAACGGAGGCGAUGACGUUGGCGCUGAUGCUGGCGGCGGAUGGGGUGCUUCCGAAGAAGCGGCCGGCUGGGAAAAAAAAAAAAAAAAAAAAAAAAAAAAAAAAAAAACCAUGACUCGUUUCUUCUCCCCGCGACAAAUGCCGGAACUUGGAACGGCUUCAGCCGUGUGGGAGGGGGAAGAGAGAGAGCAAAGAAACGCCACUGAAGCGAAACGAACGGAGGACUUCCGUUGGCUGGCUCGCUCUUCCCUGCGAAAUACGGAAUAAUUCCAAGUAUACCUGGCUUGGUACUACUACGACUCUGGGACUUUUUUUUUUUCGUUCGUUUUUCGUUACUUGUUUUGUUCUUUUGUUGCAUUUGGUCGAACGGGGGAGCCGGCAGUCGGAGGGAUUUCUCUUUCUCUUUUUCUUAGUAUGAUUUUCUUUUUCUCGGACGGAA
Molecule: messenger RNA, 1496 nt
Organism: Aspergillus glaucus CBS 516.65
Lineage: Eukaryota; Fungi; Ascomycota; Eurotiomycetes; Eurotiales; Aspergillaceae
Product: putative zinc knuckle transcription factor (CnjB)
Exons: 8
Coding region: 122-1324 (400 amino acids)
Molecular function (GO): zinc ion binding; nucleic acid binding
Source: RefSeq, a predicted model, not a curated record